GUGCUAAAACACUAUUGAAGGUGAUAAGAUACUAUCAAAAGGUGUUAAAUGAAACUAGAUUUGAAUGUACAUGUGCUCUAGCUGUGUCCGUACGUGCUGUCCUUUGUCAAGUCCAUAUAUCAGUCUCUCUCUGAUGAUGAUGAACUACGAGAUAUUGUUCAGCGUGGGGGGAGUGUCCAGUCAAGCCACCCUCAACACAGUGGAGAAACACACGGGCUGUACCGACUGGGUCUCCUGUGCUCCUCUACCCUCUAGGAGGGCACAUGGCGGCCUCGUCUCUGCGAGGGGUAAGCUCUACUCCAUGGGGGGUCUCAACGGUCAUUCUCGAUUGGACACGGUUGACGUACUAGAGCCUGUGAUGGAGGUGUGGUCAAGUGGCCCACCUAUGACUGCACCGAGGAGCGAUUUUGGAACUGUGUUCGAUGGUGCGAGGUCUAUUUAUUGUGUUGGAGGGAUGGUACGAAAUCAAGACGUUGCCACGGUCGAUGUUCUCGAUAUAUGUAAUAACUCGUGGAGAAAGGGACCGUCUCUGCAAGCACCGCGAUCAUUCCUUGGAGCUGCAAUUGUCGACGGUGUCAUAUACGCAGUGGGCGGAGCUAUUGGAAGAAAGAGACUUUCCUGGGUGGAGAGAUUGGACACGAAUGACUCAUAUCCAGAAUGGAAGGAGGUGGCUGGUUUGAAGAUUGCUCGCAGCAGACCUGGUGUGACCCAGCUGAACGGACGAGUAUAUGCAGUGGGAGGAUAUAAUGGGAGCGACUAUCUCAAUAGUGCCGAGUAUUACUGUCCGGAUACCAACCAAUGGGCGCUCAUCGAAAGAAUGGCUAAUCCACGGAACAGUCCGGCCGUGGCGUGUUUUCGUGGAAGAUUGAUCGUUGCUGGUGGUUACGAUGGAAAGAAUAUGUUAGACUCGGUGGAGAGCUACGAUCCUGAACAAGACAGAUGGUCUAACAUGACCUCACUGAGUGCACCCCGCUGUGACUUCACCAUGUGUACUGCUAUUGUGACAGCUGUUACUGCCCUUGGUACAUGGCUAUGACUUUCAUUUUUGUUUCUUAUACACACAUUAUUUUGCACUUCUUUCCUAUGUAUCCUCUUUUUUGUUCAUUUUCUUUUCAAAUUAGCCUAUUCUGCUUUUUUAUCAUGCAAUGUUAUUUAUGUUUUCAAUUUCAAAUUAACUUAUUAUAAUUAUUUGCUGUUGCAAACUCGUAUAUACAACCAACAACACGGUGUUCACACGACACAGGCAAUACAUUACGAUAGCUACCAUAAUUAACGUACAGCUGUAGUAUUGGUUACGUACUGUCAG
Molecule: messenger RNA, 1306 nt
Organism: Halichondria panicea
Lineage: Eukaryota; Metazoa; Porifera; Demospongiae; Suberitida; Halichondriidae
Product: kelch-like protein 18
Exons: 2
Coding region: 65-1036 (323 amino acids)
Molecular function (GO): protein binding
Source: RefSeq, a predicted model, not a curated record